This is a messenger RNA of Choloepus didactylus (southern two-toed sloth), 6281 nucleotides long. RefSeq names its product RAB11 family interacting protein 2 (gene RAB11FIP2). Gene Ontology annotation, molecular function: small GTPase binding. Lineage: Eukaryota; Metazoa; Chordata; Mammalia; Pilosa; Megalonychidae. Gene Ontology annotation, biological process: regulated exocytosis. The transcript has 5 exons. The coding region runs from base 452 to 1987 and encodes 511 amino acids. The record is from RefSeq and is a predicted model, not a curated record. Gene Ontology annotation, cellular component: phagocytic cup; endosome.
CCGGGCGGGUGAGCUGUCGGCUGCAGGGCGGAGGGCUCGGCAGUCCCUUUUUAAAAAGAGGCCUCUCUCCCACCUCCGAGCCCUCGGCCCGGGCCCAGGUGGCCGGGCCUUACCUGCCCGCAGGUCCCCCCCCCCCGCCGCCGGGGGCCGGUCCCUGGGAGCCGCGGAGCGUGAAGGUGGAGUCUCGAGGCGCGGGGUCCACACGGAGGCCUGGACAGCGUGGCCAGGUGAUGGUGGGCCCCUGUGCGUCUCCAGAGGGAAGGCGACCCCCAGAACAGCCGUGUCGCCGGACUGCUCCAGUCCGACGGGCGUUUUGACAUUUAGCCUUAGGGAAACUGGGCAGCUCUCGGUUAAGUGUCCUUAGCAUGCAGCGAUUAAAGAAUUAGGGUCUCCUUCCGCGAGGGACACUGCCAGCGCUUGUGGACUCAGUGCAGAGAAAAAAGGCAGAACGAUGCUGUCAGAGCAAGCCCCAAAGUGGUUUCCAACCCACGUGCAGGUCACAGUGCUCCAAGCCAAAGAUCUUAAACCAAAAGGCAAAAGUGGCACCAAUGACACAUACACUAUAAUUCAACUGGGCAAGGAAAAGUACUCCACGUCUGUAGCUGAGAAAACCCUUGAGCCAGUCUGGAAGGAAGAGGCCUCUUUUGAGCUACCCGGAUUGCUAAUGCAGGGGAAUCCAGAGAAAUACAUUCUUUUCCUCAUAGUUAUGCACAGGUCCCUAGUGGGGCUGGAUAAAUUCUUAGGGCAGGUGGCAGUCAAUCUCAAUGACAUCUUUGAGGACAAACAAAGAAGGAAAACAGAGUGGUUUAGAUUAGAAUCCAAACAAGGAAAAAGAGCCAAAAACAGGGGUGAGAUAAAGGUCAGUAUUCAAUUUAUGAGGAAUAAUAUGACAGCAAGUAUGUUUGACUUAUCAGUGAAGGACAAAACAAGAUCUCCUUUUGCAAAAUUAAAAGAUAAGAUGAAAGGUAGAAAAAAUGAUGGGACAUUUUCUGAUACGUCUUCUGCAAUCAUUCCAAGUACUCACAUGCCUGAUGCCAAUACUGAAUUUUCGAGUGGUGAAAUACAGAUGAAAUCCAAACCAAAAAAGCCUUUUCUUUUGGGUCCUCAGCGACUCUCUUCAGCUCAUUCAAUGUCUGAUUUAACUGGAUCCCACUUGUCUUCUGAGAAAUCCAAGUCUGGUACCAUUAGUCAAACACAUCAUCUUGGGCGCCAGAUAGAUUCCUUUGGAGCAGUUCCAGAAAGUGAAAGUCUCAAAUCUCCACACAGAAGAACAUUAAGUUUUGAUACUUCUAAAAUGAACCAACCUGACAACAGUGUGGACGAAGGUGAAUCGUCUUUUGGAAGACAAAAUGACCCAUUUAGAAAUGUGACUGCUUCAUUACCCCAAAAAUUUGCAACACUGCCAAGGAAGAAAAAUCCAUUUGAAGAAAGCAGUGAAUUAUGGGACAGCAGCAUGAAUUUAUUCUCAAAAUCAAAUGAAGUAAGAAAAGAAAAUAAGAGAGAGAAAAGGGAGAAAGUUAGCCUGUUUGAAAGAGUGACUGGAAAAAAAGAUAGCAGAAGAUCUGAUAAACUUAACAGUGAGGGCGUGGAUAGCCCUUGUGACUUGAAAUCGCCUAAUGCGUUUAGUGAAAAUCGUCAGGACUAUUUCGAUUAUGAGUCAACUAAUCCGUUUACAACAAAAUUCAGGGUUUCAAAUAUAAUGCCAUCUUCAAGUUUUCAUUUGAAUCCAGAAAGCAAUGAAGACCUCAGGAAAAUACUGGACAGCAACCCUUUUGAUGCCACUGCGGGUUAUCGUAGUCUGACUUAUGAGGAGGUGCUCCAGGAGCUUGUGAAACACAAAGAGAUCCUUAGGAGGAAAGACACCCACAUCCGGGAACUUGAGGACUACAUCGACAAUCUCCUUGUACGGGUAAUGGAAGAGACCCCCAGUAUUCUCAGAGUGCCAUACGAACCGUCCAGGAAAGCUGGCAAAUUCUCCAAUAGUUAAUAAGCCAACUGUACUACAUUUAUAAUUAAGAAAGAAAGAAAGGGAAAAAAGAAAACUCAUUAGUAAAAGAGAUUAUAUUAUCAGGUUUCAUUACAUACUCUCCUGUGUCAUUGUGAAAAAUUAUUUUACCUGUAAAUAUUAGCAAAGACUAUCAAAAGAGUGAUUUUUGAAGUGAGCUAAAUAAAAUUUUAAAGUGAAAAUGGGCCAGAUUCUUGGUGAAUUAGCAGUUCCUUAGGAUUUACUUAGGUGCUGGUGCCAGCCCACUAAUCUAUUAGAGGCCUAGAAAAAUCUUCAGAAGUAUGUGACUUAUUCCUCAGGAAUACAUUUCUCAGAAAGCAUAAUUGAUAAUGUUGGUUUCUCAAAAGUCAAUUUGUACACAUAUUUAGCUGCAGGAACACUGCUCAUUAUAAACACUACUGAAAAAACUUCGUCUUUUAUAUACAUAUAUACAUGAAUAUAAGUUCAUGUGUCUUUGCAUAUAAAAUACAUGCAUAUACCUCAUAUAUACAUGAGUUAGGGAACAUAUAAAAAGACUGAUUGCCUCUAAGGUUGGGAUACCAAUUUCUUAAUUUGAAAAUAUUUGUGUGCUCUAUCAACACAAACAAAUCAUCGUUAACUACUAUUACGGUUUGUUUUACAGAAGCUGCUUCAAAUCACUCUUGACUAUGUAAAGCUUGGUUUCAAAGUGAGCUGCUAUAUCUCAUUCCAGCAUCAAAUUUUUGCUCUUUUCCCCUAAAGUAAUGGCCCCAAAUCCUCUAAAGAAUGACAUACUAUAGGAACCUAUUAACUUCACAUCAGCAUGUAGUUCUUUGAAUUAUUUUUUUUGUCUUAACAUUUUUAGUUUUGUUUAAGCUGUAAGCAGAAAAAUAAGAUAAUUUGUUUUGUAGGGAUUCUGCAUGCGUUUAAAUCACUAGAGAGAAAAUAUUAGCAAGUUUAAUCUGAAGACAAUUUUGAGGGGAAAAAAAAAUGUAGGUGAUUGUCUGAUGCCUGAUAACUCAGAGCAGUGUGCAAAUUCUAGGAAUGAAGAAUUAGGCUUGGUUUCAAGUUACAUAAAUAAUAGAACAGAUGGUUGCCUUUGGGUCUUGAACCAAAUAAGAGUUGUGAAAUUAAGGUUUUAAAGCAGAUAUUACAGGCGUAACAUUAUACAUUACUCUACAUCGACCCUUUAAGAAUUGAUUUAUCUUGAAAUUGUAUUUCUUUUUUUCUUAAGUCCACUCCCCCAAAAUGUUGAUUACUUCCAUGGGUAUCUUUAUAUAUUUGUACAAAAUUAGUCUGAAGUUUAGAGUGAGAAACAAUGGUAUGAAAAUGUGACUAAUCAUCUAGUGCUUGUUUUUCAACUCUAAACACCUGAAGUAUGAAACACUGAGAGUACCUGUAUCUUUCUGAAUUUAAAAUGAAAAAUUAGUCUGUAAAUGGAGACUUUCGAAGUCUCCCAAUCUUUUAACAAACUGCAUAUUUUCCAACAUUUAUCUCUAAUAAAACUUCACUGAAAGUAAAAUAAAAAGUGGAAUGAUAAUCUGCUCAUUUCAAUGUUUUGAAUCAGAUAAUACUAGGCCCAGCUUAUAUGCAUAAGCUAAAAUCCCUGGUUAAUUGUAUUUUCUGAAUUUCUUUAAUUUUCCUGGGGGAACGUGCAGUUUUAAAAUUCUGAAAAUGUUUUCCAAGUAAAAAAAGUAAUGAUUUUCUAAAAUUAAGAAAUGGAGAAGGAAAAUUAGCACUUGCCAGUUUUUCCUUCCAGUUAUAAAGUUCUUUAUUAAACCUCAAAAUCUAGAGUAGAAUUUUAUUUUCCCAUUUGAGGUUUUGAUGAUUAGUAUUUUGUUAACAUAGUGACAUUUUUAAUUAACGUUUAUUAAAUAUUACAAAAUUUUUAGCAUUUGGUUUUUCCAUUCAUAUAAUUGAGGCUCUUAGGCUUUUAAAAAUACAAAAUCCAUGUGUUUUCAGUAUCAUGACAGAUAUCUUCAGAUAUUUUGAUAUGCUUUGACCAAAUUUGUUCUUUAUAGAUGAACCAAGAUGUCAGUUUUCUAUUAAAAAAUAUGGUUCGUUAAAAAGUAUGGUUCAAGCAUUGCUAUUAUUUUUAUGAGAAAAUUCAGUUUUAAGGAGAGAUUCUUUGCCUACAUAAAAACUAUUAAGGAUUAGAUUUGUCCAUAGUGAGUGAUUUGGUUAUAACUGAGUCAAUAUUUCUGUCUUUAAAUCUGAGACAAGUAUUGUAUUGAAAACCAAAUCUACAUUUACCACUGCCUGAAAAUUUUCUGUUCCAAUGUUAAUGGAUUUUCACUCAUGACGUAGAGGAUAACUUAGUACGUAUUUUAAGAAUCAGUAAAUAUAAUAAACUAAAAACAAAAAGUAAAAAUGAAUUCCCAAGUAAAGAUAUCAGUAUUUUCUGUGUUUUGGUAGAAGUGUAAACAGAGUAGUUUUAAUUUCUAGCAUUGUAGAAUAAAAAACCAAAAAGAUCACCUUAGUUUACUUCUCCAAAAGUACUCCAGUGGUAUAUUUUGUUAGUAGCUUAGAAAUGGAAAUUAAAUAUAAAUGCUCAUUAAAUAAUGCACAGGAUAGACUUAUAAACAGAUUUUGCUUCUGCUUUUAUGUUUAAAAAAAAUGCGUGCUCAAAAACAUUUCAGCCACAGAGAGGUUUUUAAAAAAAUCACAAAAUUGAUGUAUGUCUCACCUACAUGCUUCUGUUAUAUAGUUAAAAGAUUUCUGGUCUUAUUUUAAAGAAACAGUAUUGUUUUAUGACCAGUUAACCCUCCCAGUUCUAAAAUUCAGCUUUAAAAAUAUUGAAUAUACUGUCCUCCCACUUUUGCUUCAAGUUUCAUUUAUUGAAUACCAGAGUCACUUCUUAGAACUGUAUAUAAAAUAAUGUGUCAUCCAUUCAUGAAAAAUGUUUAAGUAUUGCUUUUUGCUGCUAUAUUCUGCAUUGAACCUAGUUUUGCCAUCCACCCAUGAAUAUAGUAUUAUCCGUAGAUUAUACAUAACUACGUCUAUUGUUUUUGGCACUAAGUCAGGAUUUUGUUGUGAUUUUCCAGCUGUGAGAAUGUUGCCUUGUAUUUAAAACGGUUUCAUAAAUGGAAACCUAAGUAAAAUUAAGCUCAUUACCGACAAACUUGCUUUCCUCAUGUCCUUCCUUCACCUAUUCCCCCACCCCCAAACCCCCUCUUCAAUCCCCACCCCACCCCAAAAAAAGAAUAAGGGUGUUUAUUCUUUAACAAGAAGAAUCUUAAAGGAAAUAAAAGUUGCUGUCUUUAAGAUAUCUACAGAAAUUGUUACACUAGAACUUUUAUUUUCCUGUGUAGCUUUUUAAAAAAAAAAAGCAACCUACCUUGGAUUUGUAAAUCAAGCUGAAACUUUUUGAUGUUCAUGUACUCAUAUGUCUUAGAUAUACCGUAGUGCCACUUGUGUAUGUGUAAGUGAAGUAUAAAGCAUGUGCAUUCACUCGAUCUCUUUGAAGUAGGAGGUAAAGCAUUGUGGUGCUGCUGGUUCAUGGUAGAUGUAAGGGUCUGUCAGCACACAUGGAAAGCCCCCAUUUUCACAGAUUUAUAACUUUAAUAAUCCAGGUGCAAUCAGCAGUAUUUAAUAUGCAAUAGGUAGCAACUUAACUAAUUAAUCUGCAUAUGAAGGGUUCUCUGAUGUAUUAAAUAAGAAGUAUAGAAGCUCUUCAAGCAUUAGAGUAGAGUUGACAUUUUAUUUCAUUUAUAUUCUAUGUUAGAAAAUCUCUACAAUGGAAUUGAAAUCUGUGACAAAUGAUACAUUUGGAUUUAUUAAUCUUGGAAGCUUCCAGAUGGUUUGUAUUUUGAGGUACAAAACAAUGCUGCAGAUCUAGAAAUGUAUAUAUUUAGGAGGUAUUUGAAAGAUGUAAAUAGUAUUUAUAACUGAAGAGUAUUCUACUUAUCUUAAAGUAAAUGCUCUAGAAACUUACAUACAUUUUGGAGGUACAAAGUCAAAGUAAUCAUUGCAUAAUGUGAUAAUUGUAUAAUUUAUGUAAUCUGAUGCAUGAAUCAGGAUUUUUAUAUAGUAUAUGAUGAUUGAUUUAUAGUUGAUUAAAGCAUUUAAUCUUAAUUCAGUUGUCAGCAUUUCUUAUUGCAGAUACAACAGUGUUACCAUAAUGUAGUUCUCAUUGUCUCUUAAUGAACACUUAGGCUGCCUUUUAUUAUAUGUAUUGCUGCAAAUAUUCUGUAACAUGUACACACUCAUUUCACUAUGAAAAUGGUUCUGAAAAGUCAUUUGGAGAGUAGUGAAUGUCCUUUCAACAAAUUUGUGAAUGCCUUCCCUUGUAAGGCACUUUGCUUAGGACUUGCGAAUA